CCGAAAAGGCAAACGUUAUAUAAGCGACGGGGCGGGGAGGACUAAUAGAAAGUCGGGAUGUUCCGAGGAGGAGGCCCAUCAGGGCGUGUCAGACGUCUGCCACUGCGAGUACGCGCAUCGUCUCCCAACGCGAGCAGGCCCACUUCCCUGCGUGCGCAGGAUGGCUGGCAGCGACGCGGGAUCCGCAGAAGGGCGUCGCCAGGCGUCGCCGCUGCCGGUGAUAGCAAUCAGGCCUGAUAUGGACCCACAACGCGAUCCAGCGGCGCAGAAGGGCGGUCGCGGAGUUGGGUGGAAUAGGCAGGAGGAGGCCGGAGCUUGGACGGAGCGACGGAGGAGAGCGGGAGUGGAAACGAAUAUGUGAUUAUCGGAUUCGCCAGCAGAAGAGUGGCAUGGGACGGCUGGGAUAGGAUGAUGCUGAUGGAACGGAACCUGUUUUCUGUAUCUCGCGCGCGAUGCGGCACACGCCAGUCCGCCUGCUGGAGACACCGCCUUGCGAAGCGAAGACCACUCCCGCGCGCAGGGGCUGCCCUUGCUGCAUUCGGGCUCCCACCUUCCUCCCUGCGAGAUUCUUCCCAAUCAGCCCGCGCACUGGCAGCGGACCCGCCAAUAUCUCGGUGACGGGCGGCUCCUUGCCCUGCGGUUCGUCCUAUAAUAACUGUACCUGCUCUGAUCCUGCCUCCCAUUCCAUCCCCGAUCACCUUCGCAUCCCCUCCCAGUUACGUUACAUGACGCCCAUGCCUGUCUCCCGCACCAGUACUGAAUCCGUUGCCGACCCGACUGACCGUCCAGAGCGUUCCAGGAAUGCCAAAGCCCAGGCACGGCAUCGCGCCAAGCGCAAGGCGUACAUAGAGCAGCUCGAGACCACUGUGACGAAAUUGCAAGUCGCGCUCGCGCUUUCUCCCGAGCAGGUCGCGGCCCUUCCUGCACCUGUCAUCCGCAUCCGUGAGCUUGAAGAAGAGAACGAACUUCUCCAUCGCGAACUCGGCGAACUUCGCCGGCAGCUCGAGGAUCGCAAUGCUCGCCUCCGUCCUGACCUCGGGCGGCGACAUGGGACUAUCUCUACGAGCCCGUAUGAUCGCAGUGACUAUGAGUCAAGGCGGAGGAGGCUUACUGAGUCUCAGGUCUAUCUGCAAGCGCAGAACGGGCAUACUCACAGCCCUCCCCCGCCUCUACUCAUUCCUUCGUCAACCUCGCCCCAAACACAACCGUCCUCCCAAGUAGGAAUCUACCCGAGAAUGACGUCGUCAUCGACGCUCACGUCGUACGGGAUGUAUCAAAUGCCCGGCACUCCGUCGAGCUCGAGCACUAGCACCGCGUCAAAUUCACCGUUCUCGCCCUGCGACUAUACCCCUCCCUCAACCUUGCAUUCACACCACCGCCCUACGUCAUCCACCAACUCGUCCUCGCUGCUUGCGGCUUAUGGACAGGCGCCAGGUCAGUACGAGUACGUCAAGGUAGAAGAAGAUUCUUAUCAUGGUCAUACUCUUUCUCAUACAAACGGGUACUCGGCCUCAUUGCCGUCGUUCGCAGGCAGCCAAUCGUCGUUGAACCAUUGGCAAACCUACUCGACACAACGGCCAUGACCGCGGUAUCGAGUGAACGGUACCUGAUUCUCCCCGCCGUGGGCAUUUUACUCUGGCUCUGGUAUCCUCUGUGUCAUCCUAUUGCUGUGUUUUUGGUCUUGCUCUGUUGCACGCUCCGAACUCUGAUUCUUGCGUACUGUUGUCUCACUACUGUAACAAUCAAAAUUCUUCCCGUCCUGCAAGCUCACGGACGGCGGUCUCUAUGUUGUGGCGUCCUGUCAGCAUAGAGUAAUUGGUGGUCCUCGAAUCGGAUUGCGUCGGGAACUUGCCCAUGUGGUCCUCGUGUUAUCUAAUGCGAUGUUUUCUCAUCCA
Messenger RNA from Rhodofomes roseus, 1895 nucleotides. RefSeq lists its product as uncharacterized. The transcript is spliced from 6 exons. Gene Ontology annotation, molecular function: DNA-binding transcription factor activity. The record is from RefSeq and is a predicted model, not a curated record. Bases 453 to 1583 code for a protein of 376 amino acids. NCBI's taxonomy places the organism in Eukaryota, Fungi, Basidiomycota, Agaricomycetes, Polyporales, Fomitopsidaceae. Gene Ontology annotation, biological process: regulation of DNA-templated transcription.